ACAUAUAUAACAAAUGUACUAUACGUUAUAAUAUCAUAUAUAAUCACAAAAACUACCAAUAUUUAUGCUAUGAACGGUGUACAAGGAGGAGCAUAUUACACCGGCGCCACCCCAGUGGCGGUGACGAAGCCAAUGAUGAUGGGCUACGAUGCGCCGGAGGGAGUGGAGAUUCGGGGCCGCUACGACGGAGACUUUGCCAAGAUACUCACAAGGGACGCUCUGACCUUCGUGGCGGAGCUACAGAGGGAGUUCAGGAACCGCAUCAAGUACGCGCUCCAGUGUAGAAGAGAGGCCAAGAAGAGGUACAACGAUGGGGCUGUGCCUGGAUUUGAUCCGGCCACCAGGUAUAUCAGGGAAGGUGAUUGGGUUUGCGCGGCGGUGCCGCCGCCUGUGGCUGAUCGGAAGGUGGAGAUCACCGGUCCGGUGGAGCGGAAGAUGGUUAUUAAUGCACUCAAUUCUGGUGCUAAAGUCUUCAUGGCUGAUUUUGAGGAUGCACUCUCGCCAAGCUGGGAAAACCUAAUGAGAGGCCAUAUUAAUCUAAAGGAUGCUGUGAAUGGCACCAUAAGCUUCCAUGACAAGGCCAGGAACAGAGUAUACAAGCUCAAUGACCAAACUGCCAAGCUUUUUGUUCGCCCAAGAGGCUGGCACUUACCAGAGGCACACAUCCUCAUCGAUGGUGAGCCUGCCACCGCUUGCCUUGUCGACUUUGGCCUCUACUUCUUCCACAACCACGCCGCCUUUCGCCGUGGCCAAGGCGCCGGGUUCGGUCCAUUCUUCUACCUCCCCAAAAUGGAGCACUCAAGGGAGGCGAAGAUAUGGAACUGCGUGUUUGAGAGGGCCGAGAAGAUGACGGGGAUCGAAAGAGGAAGCAUUAGAGCAACCGUUCUGAUCGAGACACUUCCGGCUGCUUUUCAAAUGGAUGAGAUACUCUAUGAGUUGAGGGAUCACUCUGUUGGGUUGAACUGUGGGAGAUGGGAUUACAUUUUCAGCUAUGUCAAAACCUUUCAAGGUCAUCCUGAUCGCCUUUUGCCUGACCGGUUUUUGGUUGGCAUGGCUCAACACUUCAUGAAGAGCUACUCUGAUCGACUCAUCUGGACUUGCCACAGGCGCGGCGUCCACGCCAUGGGCGGCAUGGCAGCUCAAAUUCCAAUCAAGGAUGAUCAAGCAGCCAAUGAGGCUGCACUUGAUCUAGUGAAGAAAGACAAGUCAAGAGAAGUGAGAGCAGGGCAUGAUGGGACAUGGGCAGCUCACCCUGGACUGAUUCCAGUUUGUAUGGAGGUCUUCAACAACACCAUGGGCAAUGCACCCAACCAAAUCAAGACCGCGAAGCGAGAAGAGGCUGCGAAUCUAACCGAAGAAGACCUCUUGCAAAGGCCGAGAGGGGUUAGAACCAUGGAAGGUUUGAGGCUGAACACAAGAGUUGGGAUCCAAUACUUAGCAGCAUGGCUAACCGGGUCUGGCUCGGUGCCUCUUUACAACCUCAUGGAAGAUGCUGCAACCGCCGAGAUCAGCAGAGUUCAGAACUGGCAAUGGCUCAAGUAUGGUGUGGAGCUGAAUGGAGAUGGGCUUGGUGUGAGGGUGAACAAGGAGCUGUUUGGGAGAGUGGUGGAAGAAGAGAUGGCUAGGGUUGAAAGAGAGGUUGGGAAAGAGAAGUUCAAGAAAGGAAUGUAUAAAGAGGCUGCUAAGAUCUUCACAAGGCAAUGCACAGCCUCAACACUUGAUGAUUUUCUCACUCUUGAUGCCUACAACAACAUUGUCGUUCACCACCCUAAGUUGACACCAUCUAGGCUUUAAAUUUCCUUUUUAUGUUGUCGUUUUCUUGUAAGACAUUGUCGUUUCCUUUU
Humulus lupulus (European hop) is the source of this 1844-nucleotide messenger RNA. RefSeq names its product malate synthase, glyoxysomal. Gene Ontology annotation, molecular function: malate synthase activity. Bases 70 to 1794 code for a protein of 574 amino acids. Lineage: Eukaryota; Viridiplantae; Streptophyta; Magnoliopsida; Rosales; Cannabaceae. Gene Ontology annotation, biological process: glyoxylate cycle. The record is from RefSeq and is a predicted model, not a curated record. Gene Ontology annotation, cellular component: cytoplasm. The transcript is spliced from 4 exons.